AUGCAUCCGGUUCACGCUUUCGCGGCUUUGGCCAUGACAGGCUGCGCAGCUGCCCUGCCUCAAUCAAUUCCCCUCAAUCAAGUCGCUGAGAUACCCGCCGCACCAAUUACGGAGACCCCGCUUGGUGAUGGUGCCGGUACUAAGGUUAUCCCGUAUGCUCCUGAUGCUGUGGUUGCCGAUACAUUCGCCUCAGUCCUUGCGGAUCCAGCGUCUGCGGACAAGGCACUGAAGCGGAGAGAUUGGGACUGUUCGGCACAGCCUCUGGGUGCAGGGCCAGUUCCAAGCCCUGAUACUCCAGAAGCUUUCCUGGCCAUGGAAGAGUUGUCGAACGCUGCCAACGGUGCCGCCGUGCCGGCUGGCUACGUUAACAAAUUCAAGAACCUGAAAGGGAGCAACAAUGCCGUAGCGUAUCUUGGACACAAUACCUUGGAUACCUAUGAUACUCAAGCAUGUGCAGACUCUUGCACUGGGAAGCAAGGAUGUUCCUCAUUCAAUAUCUUCUUUGAGAGAGACCCCUCCGUAGUUCCUGCUGAUUCCUGCGCCAACCCCGCUAGUACUACAGUCAUCAAGUGUGUGUUGUGGGGUAGCCCCAUUACCGCCGAAACAGCUGUCAAUACCGGACAGUGGCGCAAUGAAUUCCAGGUGGUCAUUGCUGGAUCAAACGGCUAUGUCAGCGAGCGCGUGGUUCCUGUUGAUGGUUACAGCGGCGAGUCUCUUGGUAACGUUGCAAUCAAUGCCCCAAGCGACUGUAACGGUGACGAUACCUACAUGGGCUACAAACUGUUCAACGAUGGUCAGCCAUUUGAACCCGCCCGUUGCGCUGCUGCAUGCGAGGCUGAGACCAAGUGGAACGUCGAGAAUCUCAACAGCCGCAUGUUGUGCAAAUUCUUCAACACUUACGUCCUAAUGAAGAAUGGCGAGCCACAAGGCCAGUACUGUUCGAUGUACACCCAGAAAUGGGAGAAGAGCGUCGCUGUCAAUGAUGGUCAGUGGCGUGGAGAAGACCACUACACGAUUGCGUCCAGUUUUUCCUACUCCAACACCGCCGAUCCCGGAAAGCCUAAGCUCCCCUGCGAUGUCGCCGCCGCAAAGUCUGCCAUCGUUGCCUCAUCUCUACAGCCCUUUUGUUCUACCAUUCUUGGAUACACUACUCCGGUUUCGACUGUUAUCGCCACCGAGUUUACCACUGUGCCCGCUACUACUGUUGUGGAGACCGUCUCGCCUGUAACCACGACCACGACGAUAGUCACUCAGGCUCCUCAAAAGCGCGAUGUUGCCAGUCCAGCCACACCUGAUGCUCUUGCCACCUUUGUUGCCAGUGCUGUCUCAGCGGCUUGCAGCCUCCAAGCAACGCCCUUUACAGAAACUUCUACAGUUUCUACUACGACCGUCGCGACCAUUAGUUCCGGCACUGUAGCAACAAUCACAACUCUCCCUGUCCGCACUACUAUUGUUACUUCGACAGUUGCACCUGCGCCUACCUGCACUGCUAGCGGUGCCAACAUCAUUCAGAACAGUGGCUUCGAAAAUGGCAUGUCAGGUUGGUCCCAGACUGGCUACGGCGCUAAGGCUGCGCCGGCGGCUUCGGGAGUGAUUGCGGGUGGAUCCAGUGGUGCUGCCUCCUACGGUUUAACAGCUAGUAGCGCAGGUACUGGUGUUAUCCUAUCUCAACAGCUCAACGGUCUGACCACAGGUGUGAAGUACAAUUUCUCAACGAAAGAUAUACUCGGUCUUGGUCUUGAUCUGGAGCCGGAAGUUUUUGAUUACGUGGAGAGUCGUGCAGAAUAUACGAAACUCUCUCCGGAAGAUAGACUUCCUCUGCCGUGGUUGCGAGAUUGCCCUGCUUUACGUAUAGGCGAACACGUUUUGUGUAUCUUGGAAGCAACGCUAGGGAGAACGUCCGAGACUGCGAUAAUGUUUCUGGGAGAACGUAAUCAACUGCCGCCGCGAUACUCCCAUAGCACCAUGAUGUUCUCGUCCAAGAGACCGUCACAAACCCGGGAGGGAUUUUAUCAAGACCCUAGUCACCAUCCCUGUACCGACUACACAUCGCUCGUUCAACGAUACAUUAUUGAAGUAACAGGUUCGAAUAACCGUUUCGGACCUGGGGCUUUCCUUUAUGUCUGCUUGGCUGCCUUGCUAGAGCUUCAUCUCUCUUCUGCGCCUACCUGUAUUCUUCAUAUUGGAGUGAAUGGUGUAGAAGAGCUGAUGUUUCUUAGAUACCGUGGCUUUUAUAAUCCCCACAAUAAAGAAUAUAGCGUUUUCCGUAGUCCUCCGGGAUUGCUGUGGAAUCAACUGAGAAAGGAGCUCGAUGAGCAGCGAACUACACUCCGCUGGAUGACUCGCUUUUUCCAGAAACACUUCGACCACGAAAACCAAGAUCUUCGAACAGAAUUUGAGGAGAUUAGGGAACGCUUCAAACUUCGAGUGGAAGAUCUCGAACAAGCUGAGUCACAGCUCAGAGAUAGCUGGGCCUGGGAAGGCAUAGACAAAAGUUACCGCAUGGCAGAAAUGAGCAUUCGCGAAAGCAAAAGAGUUAUGCUACUGACGGCGUUGGCGUUCGUAUUCCUACCAUUCUCGCUCGCCGCUUCAGUAUAUGGAAUGCAGCAGACCAUGCCGCAGCCCGCCAACGGCAGGCUCCACGAUGAGCACACCCCGCUCAUCGGGCGUACGCAAAACUACGAGGACGAGUCGCGCGUCAAGACUCUACCCAAGCACAUUUUGCAUUUGAUCUAUGCGACACUCGCAAGCAACUAUGUCAACGUCUUCCUCGUCUUCGUACCGCUCGGCAUCAUUGCCGGCGCAUUGCACUGGAACCCGACUGUCGUCUUCGUCCUCAACUUCAUCGCCAUCAUCCCUCUUGCAGCCCUCCUGAGUUUUGCGACUGAGGAGCUCUCCGCUAAGCUUGGUCAAACUCUUGGAGGAUUGAUGAACGCGACAUUUGGAAAUGCCGUCGAGCUUAUUGUCUCUAUCGUUGCGCUCAAGCAAGGCGAAAUCCGAAUCGUCCAAGCCAGUAUGCUGGGCAGUAUUCUGUCCAACAUUCUUCUCGUGCUCGGAUGCUGCUUCCUUGCCGCUGGCCUCACCCAGCAUGAGAGCCGUUUCAACGAGACCGUCGCAUCCACCAUGUCUUCGCUCAUGGCCGUCGCAUCCGCCUCGCUCAUCAUUCCUGCUACCCUCUACGCAGUCAUGCACGGUGACAACAAGAAGGACAACCUCGAAACUGACAAGAACAUUCUUGUUCUUUCCCACGGCACCGCCAUCAUCCUACUGAUUCUCUACAUUCUAUACCUCUACUUCCAGCUCUACUCGCACCACAGCCUCUUUGCCGAUGUCGAGAACCAAGAAGGUGGCGACAAUGAGGAGGAGGCUCAGAUUUUGUCCCCCGUCGCUGCCGGUGUCGCAUUGGUCAUCGUAACCGUCCUCGUCGCUGUCUGCGCCGAGUUCCUUGUCGAUAGCAUCGACUCAAUCGUCGAAUCUGCACACAUUAGCAAAACGUUCGUCGGUCUAAUCUUGAUUCCAAUCGUCGGAAACGCUGCCGAGCACGUCACCGCUGUCAUUGUCGCAUACAAGGGCAAGAUGGACCUCGCUAUCAACGUCGCCAUCGGAUCUUCCAUGCAAAUUGCUCUCUUCGUCACUCCCUUCCUUGUCAUCCUCGGCUGGAUCAUGCACGAGCCCAUGACUCUCCACUUCCAGGGCUUCGAGACUAUGAUCUUCUUCAUCUCCGUCUUGAUCGUCAACUACCUGAUCCAGGACGGAAAGAGCAACUACCUCGAGGGCGCCAUGUGCAUUGGUAUCUACGCCAUCAUUGCACUUGCUUUCUACAUCUACCCCGAUAACGCAGCCGGCGACAUUACCGUCGAUGUCGUCAAGCGCUUCUUCGCUGUGAACUAA
Messenger RNA from Alternaria atra, 3891 nucleotides. RefSeq lists its product as uncharacterized. The coding region runs from base 1 to 3891 and encodes 1296 amino acids. Gene Ontology annotation, biological process: calcium ion transmembrane transport; intracellular calcium ion homeostasis. Gene Ontology annotation, cellular component: fungal-type vacuole membrane. Gene Ontology annotation, molecular function: calcium:proton antiporter activity. NCBI's taxonomy places the organism in Eukaryota, Fungi, Ascomycota, Dothideomycetes, Pleosporales, Pleosporaceae. The transcript has 10 exons. The record is from RefSeq and is a predicted model, not a curated record.